Mya arenaria is the source of this 1522-nucleotide messenger RNA. RefSeq lists its product as uncharacterized. NCBI's taxonomy places the organism in Eukaryota, Metazoa, Mollusca, Bivalvia, Myida, Myidae. The record is from RefSeq and is a predicted model, not a curated record. Bases 1 to 1455 code for a protein of 484 amino acids. Gene Ontology annotation, biological process: biological process involved in interspecies interaction between organisms. The transcript is spliced from 11 exons. Gene Ontology annotation, molecular function: carbohydrate binding. Gene Ontology annotation, cellular component: external side of plasma membrane.
AUGGCGGCCAACCAUGUUAGCAUAUUUAUUGGUGUUCUGACAACCAUUCAAGUGACUGUUGCCCUUGAUUGUUUUCAAUGCCAUGGCGUACAGGAUCCGGCUGACUGCCAUUUUGUGGACGCUUGUCUUGAUUCAGAGAUAUGCCAUACGGAGAAAUACGGAAGCGGUGCCAGUGUAACCUACAACUUUGGCUGUAAAGCUAGAGAGAUAUGUCAGUCCAACAACCUCAUGGUGGAUCAACAAACUGUCCUCGUUUCCACCAUCGUUGGACGGCGUUCAUUGGUAAACAGGGCUGGUUCCCGGCUUGGCAAGCGAGAUAUAUGUGAGCUGUGCUGUGACGAAUUCGCCUGCAAUAAACACCUGUGCCCUGAUCCACCUGCUGUGAAUACCACUGUGGAACCAUUGACAACCACAAUAACGAUGACGGAAACAUUGCCAAUGACAACAACAACGCCCAUACCUGAUUCCACUGAGAAAGCCACCUGCCACGACGAAGCGUCACAUUGCGCUGACGUCAAAAACGUCGUUUGCAACGACGUUUCCCUCAUGCUGAGCUGCAAGGAAACGUGCGGUGUAUGUGCGCUGUUAACACAGAUUAGCACCACGCCACCAACAGCAGCGACUAAGAUCAGCACCACGCCACCAACACCAGCGACUAAAAUCAGCACCACGCCACCAACACCAGCGACUACAACAACAUCGCCGUUAUCUGUAACUACUGGUUCAAUCCUUGAUAACCUGACUGUGUGGUCGAGCUGGGGUCCUUAUGAAUGCAGCACUGUGUCCGGAGUCUGUAUCAUGAUAAAGCACAGACAAUGUCUCUAUGGAAACUGUGCAGAACAGACGUUCGAAAUCCAACCAUGCGAUACAAAAAAUUGUCAGGCGGAAGUGUCAACUACAACUACAACGACAACGACAACUACUUCACAUACACCAACUACUUCCAAGCCUAAAACAACGACACAUCGACAUCCUCUUCAUCAUAUCACUACAAACAUACCAGCCAUGACCUGUAGUGCUGGCUUCACGAAAAUAACCGGCGAUAAUGUGGCCAUGUGCAUACUGGUUGCACAAGAGCUAGGGCAUGAACAUGGGCUAACAUGGGAAGCAGCAAAGAGCCACUGUCAAAACAUUGGGGGGAGACUUGUCGUGCUGGAUUCCUCCGCCAAAAUACAGAUGCUCAAACAGUAUCUACUUGCAAACGUCCACAAAGAAGGUCGUGAAGGGCCCCAGUUCUGGAUUGGAGCCAAAGACUUUGCCGGCAGUAACGUGUUCAAUUGGGUGUCAAAUCAACAAGCCGCAAUCACUGUGACGGACUGGGCUCCGGAACAACCCAGCAACACAGGGCCCCACCACCAGGCUCAGGACUGUAUCGCGGUCAAGGCCGAACAUAAUUAUCAAUGGGACGACCAGGAAUGUAACCAUGCACACGCCUACAUCUGUGAACAAGUGUAGGCUGGUUACACACAUGUUUGCGAGUUUAUAUUUGGACACUGGAUCGUUUCCUUUGUUAUCUAGUUGA